Molecule: messenger RNA, 1681 nt
Organism: Heterocephalus glaber (naked mole-rat)
Lineage: Eukaryota; Metazoa; Chordata; Mammalia; Rodentia; Bathyergidae
Gene: Ptov1
Product: PTOV1 extended AT-hook containing adaptor protein
Biological process (GO): positive regulation of transcription by RNA polymerase II
Cellular component (GO): mediator complex; transcription regulator complex
Source: RefSeq, a predicted model, not a curated record
CUGGCCAUUCUUCCUUCACACGUCCCUUUUCCUGAGGCGCCUUCGCCCCGUUGGUACGCUCCGGCCACGCCCCCUCGUGUACGCCGUUGGUACGCGCCGGAUCCCCCCGCUCUGCGCAGUGGUUUGGCCUCGGCGACCCCGCUGGCGGCGCGGUCCCCGCGAUUGGUACGGCUCAGCCCGUCUCCCACGAAGCCGCGCGCCCGCGCCCCUCUGUCUGUGGAGGCCGCGGACCCCAGUCCGCUCUGCCCGCUCCCGCCAUGGUCCGUCCGCGCCGCGCCCCACACCGCUCCGGCGCUGGGGGCCUCUUGGGGGCUCGCGGCCGGCCCCCGAGGCCGCUGGUGGUGCGUGCCGUGCGCUCGCGCUCCUGGCCCGCCAGCUCCCGUGGCCCACAGCCGCCGCGGAUCCGGGCCCGCUCGGCCCCUCCCAUGGAAGGUGCUCGGGUCUUCGGGGCCCUGGGUCCCAUUGGGCCCUCCUCCCCUGGGCUCUCCCUUGGGGGGCUGGCUGUCAGUGAGCACCGGCUCAGCAACAAGCUGCUUGCCUGGAGUGGCGUCCUGGAGUGGCAGGAGAAGCGCAGACCCUACUCUGACUCCACAGUGAAGCUGAAGCGGACCCUGCCCUGCCAGGCCUACGUGAACCAGGGCGAGAACCUGGAGACGGACCAGUGGCCACAGAAGUUGAUCAUGCAGCUGAUCCCGCAGCAGCUGCUGACCACGCUGGGCCCCCUGUUCCGCAACUCCCAGCUGGCACAGUUCCGCUUCACCAACAGAGACUGUGACUCGCUCAAGGGGCUCUGUCGUGUCAUGGGCAACGGCUUCGCUGGCUGCAUGCUGUUCCCCCACAUCUCCCCCUGCGAGGUCCGAGUGCUCAUGCUCCUCUACUCAUCCAAGAAGAAGAUCUUCAUGGGCCUCAUCCCCUAUGACCAGAGUGGCUUUGUCAACGCCAUCCGGCAGGUCAUCACCACCCGCAAGCAGGCAGUGGGACCUGGUGGUGUCCACUCAGGGCCUGUCCAGAUUGUCAACAACAAAUUCUUGGCAUGGAGCGGAGUCAUGGAAUGGCAGGAGCCCAGGCCUGAGCCCAAUAGUCGGUCCAAGAGGUGGCUACCAUCACACGUCUACGUGAACCAAGGGGAGAUCCUGAGGACCGAGCAGUGGCCAAGGAAGCUGUACAUGCAGCUCAUCCCGCAGCAGCUGCUGACCACCCUGGUGCCGCUGUUCCGGAACUCACGCCUUGUGCAGUUCCACUUCACCAAGGACCUGGAGACGCUGAAGAGCCUGUGCCGGAUCAUGGACAACGGCUUUGCUGGCUGCCUGCACUUCCCCCACACGGCCCCCUGCGAGGUGCGCGUACUCAUGCUCCUCUACUCCUGCGAGAAGAAGAUCUUCAUCGGCCUCAUCCCCCAUGACCAGAGCGGCUUCAUCAAUGGCAUCCGGCGUGUCAUAGCCAACCAGCAGCAGGUCCUGCAGCGGAACCUGGAGCAGGAGCAGCAGCAGCGAGGGAUGGGGGGUUAGAGGCCCCUGGCCGGGUCCUCUGGGAGUCACAGAGGAGGCCCCCGCCGAGACUGGUCAGAUGCUUCUGAGCAGGGGCCCCUGGGGACAACUGCCUUGCAGCAUGGAGGACCGUGUCCUGAGGUCUCCAAGGACAGCCCCCACCCAUUUCCCCAAUAAAGCGUUUUAAAAAUCUG